AUGUAUUAUUUAUCGUUACAUUAUCUUGAGUAUAGAAAAUUAUAUGUAUUUGAGGAGCUAAAACUUUAA
Blumeria graminis f. sp. triticale is the source of this 69-nucleotide messenger RNA. The record is from the annotation of a GenBank genome assembly. NCBI's taxonomy places the organism in Eukaryota, Fungi, Ascomycota, Leotiomycetes, Helotiales, Erysiphaceae.